AUGGCUACUGGGUUGCUAAGGAGAGGGUUUUCGAUCGCCAGGGUCUCUUAUAAUACUCCGUUCACUUCGAGAUUCAUUUCGGCUCGGUUUCAUGCAUCGGAAGCGGAAGCCCAGAAGGUUGAGCCCAAGGCUAGCUCCGGUUCGAACCUUAAGACCUUCCAAAUCUACCGGUGGAACCCCGACAACCCAUCAAAACCUCACCUUCAGGACUACCAGAUCGACCUUAAAGAAUGCGGACCCAUGGUCUUGGAUGCCCUUAUCAAGAUCAAGAACGAAAUCGACCCUACCCUCACUUUCCGCCGAUCUUGCCGUGAAGGAAUCUGCGGCUCAUGUGCCAUGAACAUCGACGGUUGUAAUGGGCUUGCAUGCUUGACCAAAAUCCCAUCUGGGGACUCCUCGACUAUUACUCCUUUGCCCCACAUGUUCGUGAUUAAGGAUUUGGUGGUUGACAUGACUAAUUUCUAUAAUCAAUACAAGAGUAUCGAGCCGUGGCUUAAGAGAAAGAACCCGCCUCCGGUGCCGGGGAAAGAGAUACUACAGAGUAAGAAAGAUAGGGCUAAGCUUGACGGGAUGUAUGAGUGUAUAUUGUGUGCUUGCUGCAGUACAUCCUGCCCCAGCUAUUGGUGGAACCCUGAGUCUUACUUGGGCCCAGCUGCUUUGCUCCACGCCAACAGGUGGAUCAGCGAUAGCCGUGAUGAAUUUACCAAUGAACGACUGGAGGCAAUAAAUGAUGAAUUUAAGCUCUACCGCUGCCAUACCAUAUUGAAUUGUGCCCGGGCCUGCCCUAAAGGCUUGAACCCUGGAAAGCAGAUCAUGCACAUCAAACAGCUCCAGCUAUCUGGUGGUGCAUAAGUUUCUAGAUUGAAGAAGCAUGAGGAUGUGCAUCUGACCAGUUACUAUGGGAUUUUUUGGAGGACCCAUGAAUUUUAGGUUUAAACUUGUAAUAAUGUGCACCAAUUGUAUUGUACAUUCCCAUUGUAUUUAAAAUUAGGAUUGAAGUGCGCUACCUUUUUUCCAAAUAAAUGUUUAUGGAACUUGAGUUUA
Manihot esculenta (cassava) is the source of this 1044-nucleotide messenger RNA. Its product is annotated as succinate dehydrogenase [ubiquinone] iron-sulfur subunit 2, mitochondrial. NCBI's taxonomy places the organism in Eukaryota, Viridiplantae, Streptophyta, Magnoliopsida, Malpighiales, Euphorbiaceae. The transcript has 2 exons. Gene Ontology annotation, cellular component: mitochondrion. Gene Ontology annotation, molecular function: electron transfer activity; 2 iron, 2 sulfur cluster binding. Bases 1 to 852 code for a protein of 283 amino acids. Gene Ontology annotation, biological process: tricarboxylic acid cycle; aerobic respiration; respiratory electron transport chain. The record is from RefSeq and is a predicted model, not a curated record.